Molecule: messenger RNA, 918 nt
Organism: Empidonax traillii (willow flycatcher)
Lineage: Eukaryota; Metazoa; Chordata; Aves; Passeriformes; Tyrannidae
Product: keratin-associated protein 9-1-like
Exons: 2
Coding region: 1-918 (305 amino acids)
Cellular component (GO): intermediate filament
Molecular function (GO): structural constituent of cytoskeleton
Source: RefSeq, a predicted model, not a curated record
AUGUCCUCAGGAGCUCUGCUGAGCAGUGGCUGCUCAUCCCCCUGCGAGGUGACGUGCCCCGAGCCCUACGUGGACGCCUGCAGCCAGCCCUGUGUCACCUCCUGCGGGGACUCCCGGGCCGUGGUCUACCCUCCUCCCGUGGUGGGCAGCACAACCUCGAGGAUGUCCUGCGAGAAAAACGUGUGCGUGGAGCCGCGUCCCUGCGACCUGAAAUGCCCCGACCCGCGCGCGGCCGCCUGCACCGAGCCCUGCGUCAUCGCCUGCCCCGACUCCAGGGUGAUCAUCUUCCCCCCUCCCGUGGUGGUGACCAUCCCGGGGCCCAUCCUCACCACCUACCCGCAGGAGACCGUGGUGGGCUCCACGGAGUCGGCCGAGCUGGCGGGAGCGCUGGAGUCGGGCGUGGCCAUCGGGGGGUCGCAGAAGGGCCUGGAGUGCCUCGAGUCCUGCUGUGCCCCCAAGUUUGCCGCCAAGUGUGAGCCCGUGUGCGUCCCUCAGUGCGCCCCGUGCCCUCCACCCUGUGCUCCGUGCCCUCCACCGUGUGCUCCGUGCCCUCCACCGUGUGCUCCGUGUGCUCCACCCUGUGCUCAGCCGUGCACUACCAAGUGCACUCCUUGUGCCACCCCCUGUGCCACCAAGUGCGCCCCGCCGUGCCCACCGCCGUGCGCCACCCCCUGUGCCACCCCCUGUGCCACCAAGUGCGCCACCCCCUGUGCCACCAAGUGCGCCCCGCCGUGCCCCGCGCCGUGCCCCGCGCCCUGUGCCACCCCCUGCGCCACCAAGUGCGUCACCAAGUGCGUGCCCACCUGUGCCACCCCCUGCGCCCCCCAGUGCGCUACCAAGUGUGUGCCCGAGUGCUCCUACACCUACUCCACCCGCUGGAAGCACCCGUGCCAGAGGGGCCUCUGCAAGAAGGUCUAA